Messenger RNA from Camelina sativa (false flax), 962 nucleotides. RefSeq names its product GDSL esterase/lipase At1g28600. The record is from RefSeq and is a predicted model, not a curated record. Gene Ontology annotation, molecular function: hydrolase activity, acting on ester bonds. NCBI's taxonomy places the organism in Eukaryota, Viridiplantae, Streptophyta, Magnoliopsida, Brassicales, Brassicaceae.
GGAAAAGAUAACUUUUGGAGUGAUUAUUUUGUAUUAUAUUUUCGUUGACUGAUGAGAUCACUUGUAUAUGUUUUUGUUUUUUUAAGAUUGUAAAGAUAUGAUUGGAAAAGCUUUGAUUCUCAUGGGAGAAAUUGGAGGGAAUGAUUAUAAUUUCCCAUUCUUCCAAGGCAAACCUGUUGAGGAAGUCGAAGAGCUGGUUCCGCUAGUAAUCAACACUAUUUCUUCUGCAAUCACGGAGUUGAUUGGUAUGGGGGGAAGAACCUUUCUAGUUCCGGGAGAGUUCCCUAUCGGAUGCUCAGUGAUCUAUUUGACAUUAUAUCAGACAUCAAACAAGGAUGAUCCAUUAACAGGAUGUUUAAAAUGGUUGAAUAAGUUUGGAGAAUACCACGACGAGCAGCUUCAGGCAGAACUCAACAGACUCAAGAAGCUCAACCCUCAUGUCAAUAUCAUAUACGCUGACUACUACAACGCUCUGUUGCGUCUUUUCCAAGAACCAACUAAAUUCGGGUUCGGAAACAGACCUUUCCCCGCUUGUUGUGGUAUAGGAGGAGCGUACAACUUCAGCCUCAAUAGAAAUUGUGGGAGUGUCGGAGUAGAAUCGUGUGAUGACCCUUCAAAGUAUGUGGGCUGGGACGGUGUUCAUAUGACUGAGGCUGCAUACAAAUUGAUAGCUGACGGAAUACUCCAGGGACCGUAUGCGAUUCCUCCUUUCAAUUGGUCUUGCCUCAGCUCUGAGACUAACAAGAAAUCAUUAGACACAGAUUAUUCUUUAAUGAACGUUGAUACAACCUUGUCUAAAACUUUGAGACAAGAGUGAUAAUGAGAAUAAGAUAUAUCUACUUAAUUGCUUGUUCUGGAUCUUGCAUUGUAAUUGUAUAUAUAGAUUGUGUUGUUGGUUGAGAGAGAGUGGUUCAAAUGUUACUAGCUAAAUCAUGUGUAUCUUUAGAGAGAUGUUGGUCACU